AUGCGUUUCAUCUAUUUAUUCUUCUUCGUCUUCCAACUGAGCAAUAUUCAAACAACCGCAGCGCAAACGGAUCAAACAGAACCAUUGGAUUUAUCAAUAUCAAAAGAAAAAAGAGAUGCAUUACAAGGCUUAUCAAUGGAAAGAAAGGAUGAAGAGGAAAUUGAACUGCAAUUGCUUCAAACAAAACCAUUGGAUUUAACCGCUUCAAAAGUCAGUGAUGAACGAAUUCCAAUCGAAACAGUCAUGAAAGUAAUGGAACUAUCAAAGGAAGAAAGAAGGGCGGGAAGGAAACAGCAUUGCAAUAUAUGUCAAAAGGAAGUAACACAUAUGAAAGGACAUUUGAUAACUCAUACCGGUGAGAAGCCGUGCAGUUGUCCGAUAUGCAAAAAGAAUUUCACUGACUCCAGUAAUAUGAAUAAACAUAUGAUGAUUCAUACCGGUGAAAAGCUGUACAGUUGCCCGACAUGCAAAAAGAAUUUCACUGACUCCUACAAUAUAAAUAGACAUAUGAUGACUCAUACCCGUGAGAAGCCGUACAGUUGUUCAUUAUGUAAGAAGAAUUUUACUCAGUUCAGUUAUAUGAAAAAGCAUAUGAUGUUUCAUGCCAAUGAGAAGCCGUACAGUUGUUCAAUAUGCAAAAAGAAUUUCACUCAGUUCGUGGAUAUGAAAAGACAUAUGAUGAUUCAUACCGGUGAAAAGCCGUACAGUUGUCCGAUAUGCAGGAAAAGUUUCACUGAACCCGGUAAUAUGAAAAAACAUAUGAUGAUUCAUACCGGUGAAAAGCCGUACAGUUGUCCAACAUGCAGGAAAAGUUUCACACAUAAACACCAUUUGCAGUCUCACAUGGGAACUCAUGAUGUGAAUAGACCUGUCUAUCACUGUACUGUAGCGCAAACGGAUCAAACAGAACCGUUGGAUUUAUCAAUAUCAAAAGUGAAAGUGAAGGGGGAUGGAUUACAAGGCUUAUCAAUGGAAAGAAAGGGUGAAGAAGAGAUUGGAUUACAAGUGCUUCAAACAAAGCCCUUGGAUUUAACCGCUUCAAAAGUCAGUGAUGAACGAAUACCAAUCGAAACAGUCAUGAAAGUAAUGAAAAUAUCAAAGCAGGAAAGUAGAACGAAAAAGAAGCAACGCCACGAUGUACACCAAAAGCAAGAACAUACGAUGACUCAUACCGAUGAGAAGCCGUACAGUUGUCCGACAUGCAAAAAGAACUUUACUCAGUUCAGUAAUAUGAAUAAACAUAUGAUGUUUCAUGCCAAUGAGAAGCCGUACAGUUGUUCAAUAUGCAAAAAGAAUUUCACUCAGUUCGGGGAUAUGAAAAGACAUAUGAUGAUUCAUACCGGUGAAAAGCCGUACAGUUGUCCGAUAUGCAGGAAAAGUUUCACUGAACCCGGUAAUAUGAAAAAACAUAUAAUGAUUCAUACCGGUGAAAAGCCGUACAGUUGUCCGAUAUGCGGAAAAAGUUACACUCGAAGAUACACUUUGCAGUCUCACAUGGUAACUCAUGACAUGGAUAGACCUGUUUACCACUGUACUGUAGCGCAAACGGAUCAAACAGAACCGUUGGAUUUAUCAGUAUCAAAAGUGAAAGUGAAGGGGGAUGGAUUACAAGGCUUAUCAAUGGAAAGAAAGGGUGAAGAAGAAAUUGGAUUGCAAGUGUUGCAAACAAAGCUCUUGGAUUUAUCGGCUCCAAAAGCAAAAAAGGAAGGAAAUAGGGCACAAAGUUUAUCAGUGGAGGGAGUGAGUGAUGAACGAAUAAAACCACUGUUACGGCUCGUUCCAAUCGAAACAGUAGUGAAACUAUCAAGGCAAGAAGGAAGGGCGAGAACGAAGAAGCGUUGUGAUAUAUGUCGAAAGGAAGUAUCAAACAUGAAAGAACAUAUGAUGACUCAUACAGGUGAGAAGCCGUACAGCUGUUCAAUAUGCAGAAAGAAUUUCGCUCAGUUGUGGAAUUUAAAAAGACAUAUGAUGACUCAUACCGGUGAGAAGCCGUACAGUUGUUCAAUAUGCAAAAAGAAUUUCACUAACACCGCUAGUAUGAAGCAGCACAUGAUAACUCAUACCGGUGAGAAGCCGUACAGUUGUUCAAUAUGCAAGAAGAAUUUCGCUCAGUCCGGGGAUAUGAAAAAACAUAUGAUGACUCAUACCGGCGAAAAGCCGUACAGUUGCCCGACAUGCAAAAAAAAAUUCACUGACUCCAGUAAUAUGAAAAAACAUAUGAUGACUCAUACCGGUGAGAAGCCGUACAGUUGUUCAAUAUGCAAGAAGAAUUUCGCUCAGUCCGGGGAUAUGAAAAAACAUAUGAUGACUCAUACCGGCGAAAAGCCGUACAGUUGCCCGACAUGCAAAAAAAAAUUCACUGACUCCAGUAAUAUGAAAAAACAUAUGUAUGACUCAUACCCGUGA
Messenger RNA from Brugia malayi, 2406 nucleotides. RefSeq lists its product as uncharacterized. Gene Ontology annotation, molecular function: RNA polymerase II cis-regulatory region sequence-specific DNA binding; DNA-binding transcription factor activity. Bases 1 to 2406 code for a protein of 801 amino acids. Gene Ontology annotation, biological process: regulation of transcription by RNA polymerase II. The transcript has 4 exons. Lineage: Eukaryota; Metazoa; Nematoda; Chromadorea; Rhabditida; Onchocercidae. The record is from RefSeq and is a predicted model, not a curated record.